AUGAACGAAGCGCGUCCCGCCUCCCGGGAGAUGAUGGGCCGCCGGAGCUGGACGAACCUGCUCCCCUGGGGGCGGUUUUACAGUGCGAACCAGCCCCGGCGUUUCCUCCCGAGGCGGACGGGCGGCCGGCCUGCUCAGCACAUGUCGGCAGCAGCGUCGAUCGAGGCCGGGCCGGGCCGGGCCGGGGGCGGCAGCGGAGCCUCCGCCGGACCAGGCCCCAACGCCGCCACCCGGCGUGACGCGUCACUUCCUGCCGGAAGUCGGGUCCCAGUUGCCAUGGCUCCGCCGGCGGCGUCCCGCAGCGGAGGGCGGGCUCGGCCGGCCCUCAGCGCCCCGCCGGCCCUGGCUCCUCCGCUGGGGCUGCGGGCGCUGCCGUGCCGCCUGCAAGAGCCCGAGCCCCAGCCUUGCAUUUCAGAUGACUUAAAAAUAGAAUAUUACAGUACAGAUCAUGAUGCAACGGAUGUCAAAGAAAUACCAGAAUUAAAGGAGCUAGCUAUUGCUACGCAAGCUUUAAUAGAGCUUGUUCACUCCCUCCAAAGAGAUUUAUUCAUCUACAAAAGCAUCUUUCAAGGUCAAUAUGUAGAAAAAAUUGAAGAUCAGGCAUCAAAUCUUUGUAAGUACAUAAAUGACUGACUGACAGAUGUUGAGUUUUUUCAUAAACAGAAACAGGCCCGAAUUUGACAAAGCUACCAACAGCAGUUAAGUGAUGUGCUGCCUGUUCUCAGAGGGGUUGUCUUUCAAGAUGAUAACCAUGAAAAAAAAAUGCUUGAAAAAGAGAAUGAGGAUUUCAAAGAAGAGGUUUUUGAACUGCACAAUGAGAUUUCUCAUCUUGAAAAUGCUCUGAAGCGCUCUGAAAAAGAAAAAUAUUUCUUAGAUAAGCAAGUUCAAAGAACGCGAUCAAAAAUGGAAGCUGAUGCGCAAACUCUUCACAAGUUGAUUGAAAUUCAAGAACAAAUGAAGGCAGAACUAGAAAAUGAAAGAUCACUAGUUAAAACUCUGAUAACAUACAUAAUACCUGAGCAGCAAGCUACUGAAAGAACCCUCACUGUCGAAACUGAGAAACUGAUGAAAAAUAAAGGUCAGGAAAGGCAAACCACAGAAACAAAGGAAGCUGAGAAAAGUAAUACAAUAUGGCGAAAGAAAUUCCAGAUUCUACAGAAUAGUCUGCAUGCAAUUAAGGAUGAGAUGUUUCUUAGAAAAAACCUGCAACACCAGUUACUAGCACUUAAAGGCACAUCUCUCAGUGAGACAGUGGCUUGUCCUGUUUGUGUUGAAAAUUACAAGAGGGAUACGAAGGGAUUCAGAGAUGGGAUAUAUUUGCAUUCAACUUUGGUUCUCCUCAAAGAGGAUAGGGGGUAUUCUGAAGGAAUCUUUGAUAUUUUCAAUGACUCUUCUGCCUUGAGAAGUCUCUUCUUGACAACUCAUAAACUCCAUGUUGAAUAUUCUGUAGUAACCAACCUCCUCCGUGCUUCCAUAUUCAAGUGA
This is a messenger RNA of Chroicocephalus ridibundus (black-headed gull), 1485 nucleotides long. RefSeq names its product chromosome 2 C10orf67 homolog (gene C2H10orf67). Lineage: Eukaryota; Metazoa; Chordata; Aves; Charadriiformes; Laridae. The record is from RefSeq and is a predicted model, not a curated record.